Punica granatum (pomegranate) is the source of this 1876-nucleotide messenger RNA. Lineage: Eukaryota; Viridiplantae; Streptophyta; Magnoliopsida; Myrtales; Lythraceae. The record is from RefSeq and is a predicted model, not a curated record.
AGUUCGCUCCGAGCAAAUAUUCAACUAACUACAGCUGUUCCGCGGUCCCCUCUUGGCAGCCUCUAUGCUCUAUAUCUAUGCCACAUAUUUGCACUCCCAUCGGCCACCCCAAGUCUCCAAGUACGUGCUGAAUACCGAUUGAGGAGAUCAUUCAGAUCGAUCGAUGGAUCUCUUUUGCACUUGCGUGCUUUACCUCUCGAUCUUCUAUGUCUCCCUCUGUUUGGUCUACCUUGUCCGGAAACGAAAAUCAGGACAUGGCACUGAUCUUAAUCUUCCACCCGGCAAGCUGGGAUAUUGGCCAAUCAUCAGGGAGACCCUGGACUUUGUCAUGACCAGUCGCGGCGGCACACCCGAGAAGUUUGUCAGAGACAGGACCAGCAUGUACUCCCCUGAAGUUUUCCGUACCUCCCUUCUGGGCGUGGGCAAUGACGUAGCCGUGUUCUGUGGAGCUUCCGGCAACAAGUUCCUCUUCUCUAGUGAGAACAAGUACAUCACGUCGUGGUGGCCCCGCUCCAUGGUGAUCGCUAAAUUUCCCACUGAGGCUGUCGAUAACUCCUCCAAAGAGACGGGAUCCACCAAGAUGCGGAACUUCAUUCUCGAGUUCCUGAAGCCCGAAUCACUCCAGAGUUACAUACCUGUCAUGGACUCCAUGGCAAGGGAGCACCUGGAAGCUGAUUGGGCCCCUUACAAGGAAGUUAGGGCCUUCUCUCUGUCGAAGAAGUACACCUUUGCCACCUCCUGUCGACUCCUAAUGAGCAUCCAGAACCCCACCCACGUCGCCCGGCUUUCCCACCCGUUUUCUCUCGUCACCGCCGGUAUCAUGUCUCUGCCCAUAAACUUUCCUGGGACUGCUUUCAACAAGGCAAUCCAAGGAGGGAAGAACAUACGCGAGGAGCUGCUGUCCAUUAUAAGGAGGAGGAAGAAGGAGAUUAUGGAGAAUGAGGAUAUGGCGGCAAAGGACUUGCUGUCUCGGAUGCUGCUGACAAAGGACGAGAAUGGCCGGGCCAUGAAGGAGACCGAGAUUGGUAAUACGAUCAUGGGCAAACUCAUUGCUAGCCAGGACACAACCAGCACUGCGAUCGCCUUUGUGGUGAACUAUCUUGCCGAGUAUCCUCACAUCUACGAGCAGGUCUUGAAAGAGCAGAUGGAAAUCUCGAGAAGUAAAGGCCCAGAUGAGCUACUGAACUGGGAAGACAUACAGAAGAUGAGGUACUCCUGGAUGGUUGCCUGCGAGACCAUGAGGCUGUCCCCACCUGCUCGAGGUUCCUUCCGAGAGGCCGUAACAGACUUCACUUACUCUGGCUAUACCAUUCCCAAGGGUUGGAAGACUCACUGGACUGUAUACUCCACGCACAAGGACGCCCGGUACUUCCCUGAUCCAGAGAAGUUCGAUCCUUCAAGAUUCCAGGGAAGUGGACCUGCACCGUUCACUUUCGUACCCUUUGGAGGGGGACCUCGCAUGUGCCCAGGGAAAGAAUAUGCCAGGGUGCAGAUACUUGUUUUCAUGCACAAUGUGGUGACCAAGUUCAGAUGGAAGAAAGCCAACCCCAGUGAGAAGAUCAUCUACAGCCCUAACACGACUCCAGCCAGCGAUCUCCCUAUCCGCAUCGAACCACAUACUCAAGCCAAGGACAGUAUGUGAUCGGGGCAUUACAUCGUGCUCCUGCAUAUUCGUGAUCCAUGUACAUCUGGGAUUUCUCUCACCAGGCUGUCAUUUUCUUUUCUUUGUGAUGCAAUAAGACAAUGAUGAGGAGUCAUGUAAGCUCAGGAACAGAUGUAUGUGAUUACGUGAUAUAGAUCAUCUGAUGAUUCUAGUCGUAGUUAAGUAUGCGCUCCGUGUUAUCAAAUAAAUUACAUCUACUUUUAGUCUUCCAAA